Molecule: messenger RNA, 4497 nt
Organism: Orycteropus afer afer
Lineage: Eukaryota; Metazoa; Chordata; Mammalia; Tubulidentata; Orycteropodidae
Product: complement C3-like
Exons: 35
Coding region: 1-4497 (1498 amino acids)
Cellular component (GO): extracellular region
Molecular function (GO): endopeptidase inhibitor activity
Source: RefSeq, a predicted model, not a curated record
AUGGACGUGCCCUGGCCCCUGGGGCUGAUUCUACUCUUGGGAACUCCCCUCACCCACGCUGAGCCUCUGUAUAUCCUGGUGACCCCUCGAGUCCUGCGGGUUGGUAGCCCCGAGAACAUCCAUAUCCAGGCCCAUAGUGACUCUGAGCAGCCUCUCACCAGGCCCUUGGCGGUGAACCUCACUAUAUGGGACUUCCCCGUGAAGAAUACAAUGGUGGCUCAGAGGCAACUCACUCUCUCACCUGGAAACCACUUUAUGGACAUGGCCUCCAUAACGAUUCCUGACAGCCUGGUACACCCACCGAAACCAGGACAGCAGUAUGUCAUAAUCCGGGCAAACUGGGUGCCCUUCUCAGUCUCCUCAUUCAUGGAGAAGAUUGUGUUGGUGGCUCCCCAUGCUGGCUACAUCUUCAUCCAGACAGAUAAGACCAUCUACACCCCUGAUCACUUGGUUCAUUACCGAGUGUUUACUGUGGACCACAAGAUGGAUCCUGUGGCCAGGACAUUCACUCUGAACAUCAAGAAUCCGGAAGGGAUUACAGUGAUCAGCAAGAGUCUGCUGGCCAAGGAUGGCCUCUUUGCAAGCUCCUUCAAUCUCCCAGAGCUCAUCAGUUUUGGGACCUGGACCAUUGAAGCCUGUUACCAGAGUGCACCCCAGCAGAUGUUCAAGGCAGCCUUUGAUGUGAAGGAAUACGUGCUCCCAUCUUUUGAGGUCCAGCUGACCCCAAACAAGACUUUCUUCUACCUCAGUGACAAGGCUCUGGGUGUUGACAUCCAUGCCUGGUAUAUAUUCAACAAACCUGUGGAUGGACAUGCUCUGGCCAUCUUUGGGGUGGAACAGGAUUCCCGCCGGAUCCCCAUCCAAAGCUCCCUGCAGAGGGUGGAGAAAGACACUCUGAUGGCUGCAUUCCAAGGCCCAGAAGAGAACUUCCUUGGGGCUUCAAUAUAUGUCAACAUCACCGUGUUCUCCACAGGGGGUGAGAUGGUCCAGACAGAGACCUCAGGAGUGAAGAUUGUCCAGAGCCCAUACAACAUCAAGUUCAUCAGGACACCCCAGUAUUUCAAGCCAGGAAUGCCGUUCCACUUUAGGGUUUUUGUCUCAAACCCUGAUGGGUCCCCAGCCUCCAACAUCCUCAUCCACUGUGAGGACCACAAAAUGCGCACCUCAGCUGAUGGGGUGGCUGCUGUGACCAUCAACACGAGGGCAGAUCUGGACCAGCUUCCCAUCCUGGUAAAAACUGAUGAGUCUCUCCAGCCAGAGGAGCAGGCAUCAGCCAAGAUGAUAGCUCAGCCCUAUUCAACUCAGGAUGGGUCAGGGAAUUUUCUGCAUAUUGAGGUAAAGACAUUGGCCCCAGAAGUUGGAAGCAGCAUUCACCUGAGCCUCAACACAAAGCAUCGGAACCCUGAAACCCAAAACCAGAUCACCCACUUUACCCUCCUGGUCCUGAGUAAAGGUCAGGUUGUGUAUGCCAAACAUCAGCUAAAAGUCCAGGGAGGUGUCUACACGUCAACCAUUAUUGAUGUGACUCCAGAGAUGCUGCCAUCCUUCCGCAUCCUGGCCUUUUAUUUACUGCCAAGGGGAGCAAGCCAAGACCCUGAGUUGGUGGCUGAUUCCUUAUGGAUUGAUAUGAAAAAGAAAUGCAUGGGGACGCUGAAGGUUGGCUUGAAGAAUGAAGGAAGAUUCCAUCAUUUUGAGCCCAACAGCAAACUGGAACUGAAGGUGACAGGUGAUGCAGAGGCCACAGUGGGGCUAGUGGCUGUGGACAAGGCUGUCUAUGUUUUGAACAGCAAACACAAGCUCACUCAGAAGAAGGUCUGGGAUGUGGUGGAGAAGCAUGACAUUGGCUGCACAGCAGGCAGUGGCAAAGAUAGACUUGCUGUAUUUAAGGAUGCUGGAUUGGACCUAAAGAUCAGCACAGGGAUGAGCACUCUGGCAAGCUCAGACUGGCGCUGCCCCCAGAGCCUACUUCCUAGCCGCCACCGCCGCUCUCUGAAGAGACUGGAGGCAAAGAGGAAUGCAGUGAAUGAGUUCAAGACAGAGCUGGAGAGAAGGUGCUGUGAGGCUGGGCUCCGAGAGAGCCCAGUGGGCCUGCUGUGUGACAAGAGGACCCAGCAUGUCCGCCACGGCCCUGCCUGCGUGGCUGCGUUCCUGAAGUGCUGCCAUCUGUCUGAGUCUCUGACUCGGGAGGCCCGGGAGGAGCACCUGGUUCUGGGGACAAUGGAUGAUGACGAGGACUUUGAUGACAUCUUCGAUGAAGAAAUGCCCAUCCGGACCUCCUUCCCAGAAAGCUGGCUGUGGAGGAAGUUUACUCUGCCUAAGAGUAAUUCUGGCUCCCUCUCCCAUUACACCAUCCUUACAAACGUGCCGGAUUCCAUCACCACGUGGCAGUUUGUGGCCAUCAGUCUCAAGACUGGACAAGGCCUCUGUGUCUCAGAUCCCUUCGAGCUGACAGUUAUGAAAUCGUUCUUUGUGGACAUUAAGUUGCCCCCCUCCAUGGUCAGGAAUGAGCAGGUCCAGAUCCAAGCUGUGCUGUACAAUUUCAAGAACCGCCAGGUCAAGGUCCGUGUGGAGCUCCCUCACAAAGAGCACUUGUGCAGCGCGUCGAAGCCAGGAGCCCCAUCCCGCCAGGUGGUGGUUGUGCCCCCCACCUCCUCCAAGACUGUGUACUUUGUGAUUCUCCCUCUGGAGAUGGGCAAAGUGGAUGUGGAGGUUAAGGUCGUGGGCAGUGGGAUCCUGGACCAUGUAAAGAAGACACUUUUGAUCCAGACCUCCUCAGCUCUGGAGUCUGUUUGUCACAGAAGUUGUGCCUGCUCAGGUCAGACGCAGACAGAGUUGGUGUCAAGACGGGACAUUUUGAACAAGGUGCCCGACACGGAAGCAGAAGUGUUUGUCAGCGUCCAAGGUGACAUUCUUGGUGAGACGAUCCUGGGCAGCCUGACACCCACAGAGACACAGCAGCUGCUGAGGAUCCCGACUGGGUGCCCCGAGCAGACACUGAGCUCCCUGGCACCUCUGAUCCUCCUGACCAACUACUUGGACACCACAGGCCAGUGGGCCAAAGUUGGGGUAGAGCUCAGGGACAAGGUGACGGAGAACAUCAUCAGCGGUUACACCCGGAUGCUGACUCACCGGAGUUCAGACGGCACCUACCACAUCCACAAGGGAAACCCAGGAAGUACUUGGCUCACGAGCUAUGUGUUCCGGAUCUUCGCCCUGGCCUCCAAAAUCAGCGUGCUCAACCCGAACUCUCUCUGUGAUGUUGCCCAUUGGAUCAUCACCCAGAGGCAGAUGAAGGACGGGCACUUCAUAGAAAAAGGCCCUGUGGUCGUGAAGUCCAUGCAGGGUGGCUACCGAGGCUCCGAGGCAGACAUAUCCCUCACGGCGCUUGUCCUGAUCUCCCUGAACGAGGGGAAGGAGUUGUGCGGACAGGAAGUACUGAACUUGACUGGCAGCAUCAACAGAGCCCGUGACUUCCUGGAGAAACAGCUUCCUGAUAUUAAGACAACCUUUGCCAUAGCCAUAGUCUCCUAUGCACUGGCCCUCGCCAAUAGCCCCAAAGCCAAUGACCGUCUGGACACGUUUGCCAGCCAUGACAAAAGCCAUUGGCCAGUGGAAGAAAAGGACUGGUACUCCUUGUACACCAUUGAAGCCACAGCCUAUGCACUGCUGCAAAAGCUGGAGCUGGGUCGGAUCAGUGAGACACACACCAUCGCCAAGUGGUUACUGGAGAAGCGGGAACUAGGAGGGGGCUUCCGGUCCACCCAGACCACGGUGGUGGCUCUCCAGGCCCUGACCCGCUUCCGCGAAGCUGUCCCCUUUGAGGGCGUUCAGGAUCUCCACAUCCAGAUCAGUGCUCCCAAGAGAGCCAUGAAUGUGGAGUGGCUCAUCGACCAGAACAAUGCCUACCAGCAGCGGUCAGCAAAGUUCUCAGCCCAGGAUGACCUAGAGAUCAAAGCCAGUGGCACCGGAAGAGGCACCAUCUCGAUCCUAACCAUGUACCAUAAGAUCCCAGAGCCGGGGGAGGACACCUGCAAUCAGUACCACCUGAAUGUGACCCUCCACAGUGCGCUGGAAGAGAAGAAAAAAGGGGAGGAGACCUUCCACCUCCGGAUGGAAACAAGGUUCCUGGGUGAUCGAGAGGCCACGAUGACCAUGAUGGAGGUCUCCCUGCUUACCGGCUUCUACCCCAACCAGGAUGACCUCAAACAGCUCACCAGUGAUGUGGAGACAUACGCCUUCCAGUAUGAGACCAAGACAAGCUCCAGUGACAGCACUGUGGUCCUCUACCUGGAGAAGGAAGCCGGGCUCAGCCCACUCAGUUCACCCCCUGCCUCAGCCCUGAGGUGCAGCGCCUUCUACAACCUGCCCAGGGAAGAAUCGUCUCUGCGGAAGAUCUGCCACCGAGACGUCUGCAGAUGUGCCGAGGGUGAGGCUCGCGGGGACACGGGCGCCCGGGAUGCCAGGCUGCAGGUCCAGGAGCCCUCGGCCACCUCCUGA